Molecule: messenger RNA, 1019 nt
Organism: Abrus precatorius (Indian licorice)
Lineage: Eukaryota; Viridiplantae; Streptophyta; Magnoliopsida; Fabales; Fabaceae
Exons: 4
Coding region: 66-791 (241 amino acids)
Cellular component (GO): chloroplast
Source: RefSeq, a predicted model, not a curated record
AAUAAAAGGAAUAGAGGAAUUUAAGUAGGGUGAGUUGAGUGAAGAGAAGAAAGAAAAAUAGAUAGAUGAUAGGGGGAGGAGGGAUGGCGGCCACCGCUGUGGCUGGGCGGUGGCAACCGCCAAACAUUAGGGUUAGGAAUGAGAGGAAAAGAGUAAGAGUUGUGAAAGUGAAAGCCUUUGGAAAGGGUAAUAAUAUGAAUAUGGAUAGGGUUUUGAAGGAGGCAUGGCGAAGUGCCAACGAUGGCUUUGAGCGCUUCCUCUUCGAAGCCAAGAAGACUGCGGAGCGCAUCGACCGCCGUUAUUCCGUUUCGCACCGCCUCUCCUCCGUCGCCAGGGCCGCCGCCGACCGAGCACGCGAGAUUGAUCGUGACUUCGAGAUUGGACAACGGUACCGCGCUCUCACCAUCGAUUUCCAGAGAAACUGGCCCAAGUACAGGAAGCAGCUGAGUAGCUUUCUCGAUAGUCCACUCGGAAAGAGCUUUACUACAAUUUUCUUCCUAUGGUUCGCAUUGUCUGGUUGGCUUUUUCGCUUCCUCAUUAUUGCCACGUGGGUACUUCCAUUUGCUGGACCUCUUCUCAUUGGCACCAUAGCCAAUUCCUUAGUUAUAAAGGGUACCUGUCCCGCUUGCAAGAUGCAAUUUGCUGGUUACAAGAACCAAAUAAUUCGAUGUACAGGUUGUGGCAACAUUGUGUGGCAACCCAAAGGGGAUUUCUCUUCCAGAGGUGGUAGAAGCGCCUCUUCAUCCAAGUCUGACCCUGAUAUUAUUGAUGUUGACUUUGAGGAGAAAUGAAGACAUCACCAGUUAUCACUCUCCAUUUGCCUUUACAAACAGAUGAAUAGACAAUGCGUUCAGCGACUGCACAUUUAUUCUGUCUUCACUUUCUUUAUAAUUCAAGUUUGUUCUUACAUAGUUGCUGUAUGAAGCGCUUACAGAGUUAGUUCAAUUGCAUCCAAAUUUGUAAAUCUUUCUUUAUGUUAUGAUAGCAGAGAUGGGAUGGGGAGGAAAAGGGAACAAAAA